ACGAGCCGUGCCCGGGAGAGUCCCAGCGGAGCCGGCUUCUGGGAAGAGAAACUUGCGGCCGCGGCCGGGGGAGGCACGGGGGGCGCUCGGCACGGGCUCCUCUCCGCCACCCCCACCCGCGCCGCCCGCGCUCUCGGAAGCUCCCGGAGGAGGGUCUCGGGGUCCGGCUGGUCGCUGCCCGCGGGCCGUCCGAAGACUGGGCUCAUCCGGUGCGACAGCCCUGCCCCGCCCGGGGGGAGGGGCCGGGCCGGCCCGGGACCCAGAGGCCGCCGCCGCGCACCCGGAGAGGCUGCACCGCCGCCCCUCCCGUCCCCUCUCCGGCCUCCCGGGGCCCGCAGCGACCCCAGCCCCCCCUCCACCCCCGGGCCCUCCUCUGGACGCCUCCGGGUCCCCCGCGUCGGGCCUCCCUGGGUCCCGGCGCCCCGUCCUCCCGCCCACCGCUCCCACCUCGCGCAGGGUUCCCCGGGCCUCUCCCGGCCCCCGACCCCCCUGCCCCGGGUCCCCGGAGCCGCCGCGGUCGGGCCCCCCGAGCCCCGCGGACAUGCUCGGGCUGCUCGCGCUGCUGCUCCCGCUGCUGCCGCCGCCCGCGCGCGCCCAGGAGCCCUCCGCGCAGGACGUGAGCCUGGGAGUGGACUGGCUGACCCGCUACGGCUACCUGCCACCACCCCACCCUGCCCAAGCACAGCUGCAGAGCCCUGCGAAGCUGAGGGAUGCUAUCAAGGUCAUGCAGAGGUUUGCCGGGCUGCCUGAGACAGGCCUCCUGGGGCUCAGGGAAGCAGGACCCCAGACCGCAGAUCCGAGCACCGCAUGGAGGCAGCAGUCCGUCCAGGGCCCGGUGAAGGCUGGGGCGCUGUCCUGAAGAGCUGUGUUGUCCUUUGGGACGAGCUGGCUUCCGGAACUGGGCAGCCUGCGUGCAAAUCCAAGCGGCCGCGGGGCCCUCUUGGGCCCGCGGUUCAGCCUCUCUGAGCCUGUUGGUCCGUGACUAGAGCCGGUUGUCCUCCUGCUGAUUCCCUUGCCCCGCAACCCCUCCCACAGACCCGCUGACCAUGGCCACCAUGCACAGGCCCCGCUGCUCCCUGCCUGAUGUGCUGGGGGCGGCAGAGCUGGUGAGACGUCGUCGCCGGCGCCGGCGCUACGCCCUGAGCGGCAGCGUGUGGAAGAAGCGAACGCUGACGUGGAGGGUGCACUCCUUCCCCCAGAGCUCGGCACUGAGCCAGGAGAUGGUGAGGACCCUCAUGCACCACGCCUUGACCACCUGGGGCGUCGAGUCAGGCCUCAAAUUCCAGGAGGUGGGCUUUCAGAGCCCGACGGAGCCCGACAUCGUCAUUGACUUUGCCCGGGCGUACCACCAGGACAGUUACCCCUUCGACGGGCAGGGAGGGACCCUAGCCCACGCCUUCUUCCCCGGGGAACACUCCAUCUCUGGGGACACGCACUUCGACGACGAGGAGAUCUGGACUUAUGGGUCAAAAGAUGGUGAGGGGACGGACCUGUUUGCUGUGGCUGUUCAUGAGUUUGGCCACGCCUUGGGCCUGGGCCACUCCUCGGCACCCGACUCAAUCAUGAGGCCCUUUUACCAGGGCCCGGUGGGCGACCCCCACAAGUACCGCCUGUCCCAGGACGACCGGGAAGGCCUACAGCAGCUCUAUGGGAAGGUGCCCCAGACCCCCUACGAUAAGCCCACAAGGAAGCCCUUGGCUCCUCCUCCCCCACCCCCUGCCCUGCCCCCAGACAGCCCCUCUCUCCCCACCCCUGACCGAUGCGAAGGCAAUUUUGAUGCUAUCGCUAACAUCCGUGGUGAAACCUUUUUCUUCAAAGGCCCCUGGUUCUGGCGCGUUCAACCCUCGGGACAGCUGGUGUCGCCCCGGCCCGCCCGGCUCCACCGCUUCUGGGAGGGGCUGCCCGCCGGGGUGAAGGUCAUCCAGGCCGCCUACGCCCGGCCCCGGGACGGCGGCAUCCUCCUCUUCAGCGGCCCCCAGUUCUGGGUGUUCCAGGAGCGGCAGCUAGAGGGCGCCCCGCGGCCGCUCACGGAGCUGGGGCUGCCGGCCGGAGAGCAGGUGGACGCCGUGUUCUCGUGGCCGCUCAACGGGAAGACCUACCUGAUCCGGGGCGGGCGCUACUGGCGGUACGACGAGGCGGCCGCGCGCCCGGACCCCGGCUACCCCCGCGACCUGAGUCUUUGGGAAGGGGCGCCUCCCGCCCCCGACGAUGUCACCGUCAGCAACGCAGUGUCUCCUCCCUGCCCCGCAGGUGACACCUACUUCUUCAAGGGCGCCCACUACUGGCGCUUUCCCAAGGGCAGCGUCAAGGCGGAGUCCGACUCCCCCCAACCCAUGGGCCCCAAGUGGCUGGACUGCCCGGCCCCCAGCGCCGACCCACGCGCCCCCAGGCCCCCCAAAGCCACCCGGGAGCCCGGAGCCUGCAACUGUCAGUGCGAGAUCAAUCAGGCCUCAGGGCGGCCGUCGCUGUCCUUCCUGCUGUCCCUUCUACCCCCGCUGGUGGGGGCCGUCGCCUCCAGCUGAGGGGGACGGUCCCGGGGCGGGGCUCAUGAGGGUGGAGCUUCGCCCUGGGGACGCGGACAAAUGGCUAGCCCUUAGACUGGACGGGCCAUGUGCUCACCCUCGCCGUUCUAGCACCUUCCCUCUCACCCUCCCCCCCCCCAGCCCCAGCCCCACCCCCACCGUUGUCCUGGCUGCGCCACGCGCUGCCGCUACAGGAAGCUCUUUUUCCCGGAAGAGCUGGUGCUUCUCAGCAGCCUGUGACUAUAGCCCUGGCCCCACCUGGCAACAGCGGUUCCUCAUAGCGGCUCCUGGCUGUUUGGGGCUUUAGAGGACUGGACUGAUUGGGGCAACUGAACCCCAGCCCCUCUCUCCACCUGCUGCUCCGAAUUUCCCAGAAGAGUCCCACUGUCCUGCUUCUGCAACGUCCCAGGCAAUGCCACGUGGAUGGGGACCCCAGAUCCAACCCUCAAGUUACCCCUGAGCACGAGUGUCCCAUAUCCUGGGUGACAUCAGUGCCCCAUGUCCUGGGUGACAUCACUGGCCGCCCAGACGACCCUCCACAACCGAGGCCCCUGUGGACCUCCUUUCUGGUCACCAUCUUGGACCCAGAACAGUCCCGGUUCAACAGAACAUCCUCCAAUCCCUAAAAAUCCACUCAGUCCCUCCACACUGGAGUGUGCACCGCUUCCCUCAGGGAGAACUCUUGGGUUCUCCGCGGCUCAGUGCUGUGAAGACACUGGACUGAGUUCCCUCUCCAUCCAGGGGUCACUGCUUCCUCAGCACCCCUGGGUGAUGAGUGGGAGGGCCACCUCAUUCACCUCCCACUCCUCCCCGAAUUCAGGACCUACAUCAGUGCCUCUGGAACUGCACUUCUGGAAUCUUCCACAUCAGAAUCACCUAGGGAACUUAAAAAUGCGGAUCCCAUGCCCUCACCCUGAAUCACUUGGGGGCUGGGGCCAGGCGUCUGUACUCGAGUAAGCUUGGGGGGGCAGCCCUGAUGGGCGAGGGGGCCGGGACAACAGCUGUCAUCUCUGUCUUGUGGUUUUUCUGUGUCUCUGAAGUGUUCUCCCUCCCAGGGACCAACCUGAGCACAUUCUCUGCAGAAUCAGGUUGAUGGCCUUGCUCGAGUAGGAUCUAUCCCCUUUGGGUGGAGCCGCUUAGGGGCCACUUCCUGGGUUGCCACCCGCCCACGGUGCUGCCUGGGGCUGAGGUUGCGGGCUGCUGUCCCAGCGUGCAGGGCCCUCGGUCAGGACAAGCUGACCAGUCGGAGGGCAACAGCCAGGUGUCUUCAGCCAACCUGUGACCUGAGCAUUCCAAGCCACCAGAAAACCCGAAACCCGGGCCUCUGUCCGGAUCCUUUCAAAAUACAUGGAGGAGGAAACUUACAUUUUAAAAGCUUAUGAGCCCCACACAGGAGGACAAUGAAAGUGACCCGAGAGAAAGCCCUUCAUUUCUCCUGAGCACAGAUGGAUCCGGGCCAGGCCACAGCCCCCAGAGCCCUGAGCCAUCAUGUGGUCCUCCAAGGGCCCCAGGCUCAUAACCACCCCCGGCUUACUUUGUUGAAUGCUCUCUCACUGCCUGAAAUUCUGAAUAAUUAUUGACAGACAGCC
Messenger RNA from Felis catus (domestic cat), 4111 nucleotides. RefSeq names its product matrix metallopeptidase 25 (gene MMP25). Bases 1047 to 2522 code for a protein of 491 amino acids. Lineage: Eukaryota; Metazoa; Chordata; Mammalia; Carnivora; Felidae. Gene Ontology annotation, cellular component: extracellular matrix. Gene Ontology annotation, biological process: extracellular matrix organization; proteolysis; collagen catabolic process. The transcript is spliced from 12 exons. The record is from RefSeq and is a predicted model, not a curated record. Gene Ontology annotation, molecular function: zinc ion binding; metalloendopeptidase activity.